UAAUACGAAUAAUAGCAUGCGUGCAUCCGUGGCGAGGAGAGGGGAGGAGUGAUCCAAGCAGCAGUUUACAGGGCGUAUGAGGAAGUUCUUGUGUGAAGCAAGAGGAUCUAAAGCGUAAUAACCGAGCUGCGGUGCUAAGUCCUUCGGAAAAAAAUGCCUGGAAAGAAAGUCUGCAUCGUUGGAUCUGGAAACUGGGGCUCCUCCAUCGCCAAAAUCAUCGGGCACAAUGUCAAGGCGUCCAACCGCUUCGACCCCAUGGUCAACAUGUGGGUGUACGAAGAGAUGAUCGAUGGGCGGAAGCUCACAGAGAUCAUCAACACGGAGCACGAAAAUGUCAAAUACCUGCCCGGUCACAAGCUGCCGAGGAAUGUGGUUGCCGUCCCAGACAUCACGGAGGCCGUGAAAGGAGCGAAGAUCCUCGUCUUUGUCAUCCCGCACCAGUUCAUCGCCAAACUCUGUGAUCAGAUGAAGCCUCACAUCACGGAGGGCACCAUCGGGAUAUCGCUCAUCAAAGGUGUGGAUGAAGGACCACAGGGACUGAAGCUCAUCUCGGACAUCAUCCGAGAAAAACUAGAGAUCGAGGUCAGCGUCCUGAUGGGGGCCAACAUCGCCAGUGAGGUGGCAGACGAGAAGUUCUGUGAAACCACCAUUGGGGCCAAAAAUGAGGCAAACGGCCGUAUCUUCAAAGAACUGUUACAGACUCCCAACUUCCGCAUCACAGUUGUGGCCGAGAGUGACACAGUGGAGCUGUGUGGAGCCUUAAAGAAUAUCGUGGCAGUAGGCGCUGGAUUCUGCGACGGCCUCGGUUUCGGCGACAACACCAAAGCGGCGGUGAUCCGGCUGGGUCUGAUGGAAAUGGUCGCCUUCGCCAAAUUGUUCUGCAAAGACCAAGUGAGCUCCUCCACCUUCCUGGAAAGCUGUGGCGUGGCCGACCUCAUCACCACCUGCUAUGGAGGACGCAACCGUAAAGUUGCCGAGGCCUUUGUCAAGACGUCCAAGUCCAUCGUCGAGCUGGAGGCAGAAAUGCUCAACGGCCAGAAGCUUCAGGGUCCACAGACGUCAGCGGAGGUCUACAGGAUCCUACAGAAGAAGGACAUUGUCAAUGAGUUUCCUCUGUUUGUUGCAGUCUACCAGAUCUGCUUUGAGGGCAAAGAGGUGAAAGAGUUCAUCACCUGUCUGCAGAAUCACCCGGAGCACAUGUGAUGUGACCCGUCCGCAGACAUGUUCGCCGCUGCUCCCUCAGUGACAGUUCACUAUCACUAGGGGGUGAGAGAGAUUCAUGAGAUAGAAACGCACAAUACAUCAAAGCCAAAUGUUGUAAUGUAACAAAUGACACUAUUUACUUCAUAUUAUUCUUGAUUGGUAACAUUUCGUAGUGCAACCUUUAUUUCAUUAGUUUCAAAAGCAAUUUAUUUAAUUGAUUUUACAUUUAUAUUGUGAAAGGCUCUGUCAUAUUCUUUUAACUCUUGUGGGGGAAUAAAGAAAAUAUCAAUCAAAUAAAAAUCAGUAAGAUGUAAAAGAUUUUCAACAUUGGAAUGUAUAAAUCCUUUCUAAGGCUGAUCACUCCACUUGUGUUGCCGUGAUAGCCAUAAAAUACCCUUUUUGUCUGACUUGCAUUUCAUUAAAUGACUGGGUUAACAAUUUAAUUUAAAAAUGUAAUAUUAAGGAUAUUCAUUUUUUAUCUUUGUGUGGAGUUGUUUUCUCAAUAAACGCACUUAAUGACAAAUUGA
Molecule: messenger RNA, 1730 nt
Organism: Scophthalmus maximus (turbot)
Lineage: Eukaryota; Metazoa; Chordata; Actinopteri; Pleuronectiformes; Scophthalmidae
Product: glycerol-3-phosphate dehydrogenase 1-like protein
Exons: 8
Coding region: 154-1203 (349 amino acids)
Biological process (GO): glycerol-3-phosphate catabolic process; carbohydrate metabolic process
Cellular component (GO): cytosol; glycerol-3-phosphate dehydrogenase (FAD) complex
Molecular function (GO): NAD binding; glycerol-3-phosphate dehydrogenase [NAD(P)+] activity; protein homodimerization activity
Source: RefSeq, a predicted model, not a curated record